Metopolophium dirhodum (rose-grain aphid) is the source of this 1221-nucleotide messenger RNA. Its product is annotated as tigger transposable element-derived protein 6-like. Bases 1 to 1221 code for a protein of 406 amino acids. The record is from RefSeq and is a predicted model, not a curated record. Gene Ontology annotation, cellular component: nucleus. Gene Ontology annotation, molecular function: DNA binding. The transcript is spliced from 3 exons. NCBI's taxonomy places the organism in Eukaryota, Metazoa, Arthropoda, Insecta, Hemiptera, Aphididae.
AUGAGUUUAAAAAUAUCACGUAUUGCGCUUAGUCUCACCGAGAAGUUAUCAAUUUUACACAAAUAUGACUCAAAUCCUUCAUUAGAAAAAACAAAGUUAGCAGAAUCACUAAAUAUAUCGGAGUCUACUCUACGAACAAUUAUUGUCAAAAGAAAAGAAAUACAAAAAUGUGCAAUUGAAGGAUCAAACAAGCGAAAGAAAAUAAAAAAUGGAAAAUAUUUUACUCUUGAACAAAUUCUGAUACAGUGGAUCAACAAAAUGAAUGAUAAUUCUAUGCCUCUUAAUGGUCCUAUUAUUCAACGUAGAGCAUUAAAAAUUGCUAAAUCGUUGAAAAUCACAGAUUUUAAUGCAACAAAUGGCUGCAGUGAACUUCUCAAAGUACUUAUCUGUGCUAAUUCUGAUGGAACAGAAAAAUUUAAUCCACUUGUAAUUGGUAAACCAUUGAAACCUAAAUCUUUCAUUGAUAACAAAUCUUUCCCAUGUGAGUAUUCUGUAAAAAAAACCACAUCGUUGACUAAUGAGGAUUUCUGUUUUUGGGUAAAAAAGUUAGAUAAAAAUAUGAUCAAAAAUAAUCGGAAAAUUCUACUUAUUGUAGACAAUUAUAGUUCAACUAUUCCAAAAGAUAUUGCGUUGAAAAAUGUGGAAUUAGUAUUUUUUCCACCAUACAUUACAAAAAAUCUUCAACCUCUGAAUGUAGGUGUGAUUAAUGUCUUUAAACAAUACUAUGAAAAGCACUAUCUAAAUGUCUUAAAAAAUUCAAACACUAAGCAGCUUAACAUAAUAUUGAAUGCAUUACGCCAUAUAACUGCAGCAUGGAGCAGCAUACAGCCACAGGUAAUUGCUGAGUGUUUUAAAAAAGCUGGAAUUGAAUGUUUUUCUAAUAAAGUAAUUGAUGAUGAUACUGCUAGUGAAGCGAUGGUAUCGAUUAAAAACAAGUCAACACAUUUAAAAAAAGCCAGUCGAGACAAAAAUCUAAUGAUCACAGAGCACAAAUAUGUACAAAAUAGUGAAGACUUAAUUGAUAUUGCUGAAGAUAAUAAUAGCGAUGAAGAUUCUGAUUCUGGCCAAAAUGAAUCAUUAUACGAUACAAUUAAUGCUAUCAAAAUAAUAAGGCGUUAUCUCCCAACAUUAAAAGGAAAAUAUCAAUAUGAAUUACAUUCCGGUCAGCUGCAAUAUAUAGCAAGAUGUUCAACUACGGGUUGGAUAUCAUUCCAUACUUAA